AUGUACACGACUACCUACAAUACCGAACUACCACCCAAUUAUGGCGAUAGCAGUGACAUGAUCACCCUCAAGGCGACUUCGCAGUCGCCCAGUCCCGUCUCAGCUCCUAUAUAUGAACCAGACGAUACGCCGCGUUUGACGACGCCCAGAGUCUCCGGCGUGGAAGCUCCUACACCUUCUCUGCCCACCGUUGAAUGUACCGUCCGCGCGCGAAUCCCGACAACCACAGGCUCCGAGCUAUGGCUGCACCUCUACAGGAACGACACCGACGACAAAGAACAUCUAGCCUUUGUAUUUGGCAACCAGAUCCAAAGCCGCAGUUUAAACCGGACAACGAAGGAGGAGACAGAAAUGGAGCGCAUGGUGCGCGGCGCCUACAGGGGAACAUUGUCGCCGGAGCGAAUCAGCAGCCAUUGUCAUGAAAAUAAUGGCUCUGCUGAAUCCGAGUCCUCGUGUCCAGUCUCAGUGCCAAAGCUCACGCUGGUGCGCGUCCAUUCGGAAUGCUACACCGGCGAGACAGCGUGGUCGGCGAGAUGCGACUGCGGCGAGCAACUUGAUCAGGCAGCCCGUAUGGUGACGGCGGCUGGGAACGGGGUUAUUGUUUAUCUGCGACAGGAGGGCCGGGGAAUCGGUCUGGCAGAUAAGUUGAAAGCUUAUAAUCUCCAAGAUAUGGGGCUUGAUACGGUCGAUGCGAACUUGUCCCUAGGGCGACCUGCAGAUGGACGGACGUAUGGCAUCGCGACGGCGAUCCUGGUGGAUCUUGGUCUGGGAAACGAUACGGGCUGUUCUGGGGGGAUUCAGUUGUUGACCAAUAACCCGGAGAAAAUGUGCACGGUUGAAGGUCUGCAUGGGGAGAUCACUGUUAAGGAACGAGUGCCUAUCGUUCCGGAAGCGUGGCAGGCAGGUUCUGGUGAGGACCAGGGCAGCAGAGAUUCGGAGCUCUGUGGAUAUUUACAGACAAAGAUUGAUAAGAUGGGGCAUCUUAUGUGA
Aspergillus steynii IBT 23096 is the source of this 990-nucleotide messenger RNA. Its product is annotated as GTP cyclohydrolase II. Lineage: Eukaryota; Fungi; Ascomycota; Eurotiomycetes; Eurotiales; Aspergillaceae. Bases 1 to 990 code for a protein of 329 amino acids. Gene Ontology annotation, biological process: riboflavin biosynthetic process. Gene Ontology annotation, molecular function: GTP cyclohydrolase II activity. The record is from RefSeq and is a predicted model, not a curated record. The transcript is spliced from 2 exons.